Molecule: messenger RNA, 243 nt
Organism: Saccharomycodes ludwigii
Lineage: Eukaryota; Fungi; Ascomycota; Saccharomycetes; Saccharomycodales; Saccharomycodaceae
Gene: SNA2
Product: Sna2p
Exons: 1
Coding region: 1-243 (80 amino acids)
Cellular component (GO): membrane
Source: RefSeq, a predicted model, not a curated record
AUGCAUGCUCGCGAUUGGUUUUUAGUUUUUAUUGCAAUAUUUUUACCACCUGUGGCUGUUUGGAUAAAAAGAGGUUUUUUUACUAAAGAUUUUUUGAUUAAUAUUUUAUUAUUUAUAUUAGGGUUUUUCCCAGGGUUAAUUCAUGCUUUGUAUGUGAUCAGUAAACAUCCAUACGAGGAGAGUGGCUAUCACUCAUCUAUUGAUGGCCACACCAACGGGGGCCAGUAUGGUUCAAUAGUAUAA